Molecule: messenger RNA, 3810 nt
Organism: Onychostoma macrolepis
Lineage: Eukaryota; Metazoa; Chordata; Actinopteri; Cypriniformes; Cyprinidae
Gene: ptpn9a
Product: protein tyrosine phosphatase non-receptor type 9a
Exons: 13
Coding region: 513-2225 (570 amino acids)
Biological process (GO): protein dephosphorylation
Molecular function (GO): protein tyrosine phosphatase activity
Source: RefSeq, a predicted model, not a curated record
UUUGCUGUCUUCCAUUGUGGCCAGUAGAGGGAGCGUCAUCUUUCAUCUUUCACUGCUGCUGCUUUUCAGGAGCGUCUGAUCUUCAUUCGCCUUCUCGCGUUAAAAGCGUCUAAAAGCUCCCGGAUGACGCGGAGCCGAUCGUUUAAUAUAAUAUCAUACCUCCAAACAAACGAACCGGCCUUCGACGACUUUCGACGGAGCACCGUGAUGAAUUUUUCCCUUCGUCACACAGGCGGGCGGACCGAAGCUCCGCUGGAGCACCAGUAGUGUAUGUGUGUAAAAAUAUAUAUAUAUGUGGAUCCAACCGAACCGGGACCGGAUCAUGAACGCGCCGUGCUGAAGUGGCGGGCCUCUCGAGCGGAAAACGGCGCGAGUCUCGCGCUGCUGCUGCUGCUGUUAGCCUGAUCGCUGCUAACAGGCCUAAAUAAAAAAAAAAGCCCGGACUGAUCUCUACAGUCCGAUCUAAACAACUGUGUGAGCUUCAAUAAGAUCCUCCAGCGGGAGAGCAGAGGAUGGCCAGCCGCCUGAGCGCCGAGGAGGAGCAGGCCACGAAGCAGUUUUUGGAGGAAAUCAACAAAUGGACAUCCCAACACGGCGUCUCGCCAUUGUCCUGGGACGUGGCUGUGAAGUUUCUGAUGGCCCGCAAGUUUGAUGUUCUGCGAGCGAUCGAGCUUUUUCACAGCUACAGGGAGACACGUCUGAGGGAGGGCAUCGUCAAACUGCAGCCUCACGAGGAGCCGUUACGCUCUGAGCUGUUGAGUGGGAAGUUCACUGUGUUGGGUGUCCGGGACCCAUCUGGUGCAUCCAUCGCCCUGUACACAGCUAAACUGCACCAUCCCAGCAAAACGGGAAACCACGUGGUUCUUCAGGCCCUGUUCUACCUACUGGACCGAGCUGUUGAGAGUUUUGAGACUCAGAGAAAUGGACUGGUCUUCAUUUAUGACAUGGCUGGAUCCAACUACACAAACUUUGAACUGGACCUCAGCAAAAAGAUCCUCAAUUUGCUUAAGGGUGCGUUCCCAGCACGGCUGAAGAAAGUGCUUAUCGUUGGAGCUCCUGUGUGGUUCAGGGUCCCGUAUAAUCUUUUGAGUCUGUUACUGAAGGAGAAGCUCCGAGAACGGGUUCAAAUGGUGAAGAUGUCCGACCUGCGACAACAUCUGCCCAGAGACUGUUUACCUGAGCACCUGGGCGGCUGUUUGCCUCUGGAUGUGCACAGCUGGAACCUGCAGCUGCUGUCCGAGCAGAAUGGACGUGUGGACCCUGUAGACGAGCUGGUGGGGAUUCCACUGGAGAACACGUCCAUACACGUCCCGGGACCUGAGGCCAUGGGUCUGGCUGAGCUCAUGGCACACCUGAACCGGGCCCAGCGCAGCGGGAUCUACCUGGAGUACGAAGAGCUUCGCAGAGAGCAGCCUCCUGGAACCUUCACCUGUGCGCUGGCUGCUCACAACCAGGAGCGGAAUCGUUAUGGCGACGUGCUGUGUCUCGAUCAGACUCGUGUGCGACUCAAAGCGAGGAGAAACGAGAGAUCAGACUACAUAAAUGCCAGCUUCAUGGAUGGAUACAAACAGAAAAAUGCAUAUAUUGGGACUCAGGGACCAUUGGAGAAAACCUACGGAGAUUUCUGGAGAAUGCUUUGGGAGCAAAGUGUGCUUGUCAUUGUAAUGACAACAAGGACAGACGAGGGCGGCCGGAGGAAGUGUGGACAGUACUGGCCCAAGGAGGAGGGUGGUCAGGAGGUGUACGGGCACAUUGCUGUGGUCAAUCACAGAGUGGAUAAACAUGCACAUUACAACCAAACCACACUUGAGCUGCACAACACUGAGACAUUCGAACAGAGACAGGUUACUCAUUUUCAGUUCCUCAGCUGGCCUGAUUACGGGGUCCCGUCCUCCGCACUGUCUCUGAUUGACUUCCUGGGUGCCGUGAAGCACCAGCAGCAGUGGGCGGUCCAGGCUUUCGGCUCACAGUGGAGGGGUCAUCCGCUCGGCCCGCCGAUGGUGGUCCACUGCAGCGCUGGCAUCGGCCGGACCGGUACUUUUUGUGCGCUGGAUAUCUGUCUGUCCCAGCUGCAGGACGUCGGGACUCUUAACAUUUGCCAGACGGUUCGACGGAUGAGAGCGCAGCGUGCCUUCAGCAUCCAAACACCCGAGCAGUACUAUUUCUGCCACACCGCCAUCCUCGAGCAUGCCCAGAGACAGGGCCUGCUUUCAGCCAAUCAGUGAGCAGCAGGGCCCACUCCUUGCCAAUCACAGACCAAAAAGGUCUAAUCCCAACCAAUCAGUAAGAGGCAAGGCCUGCUCUCAUCCAAUCAUAAGACAAGGCUUGUUUCUGAUUGAUCGGCGACUCUUAGACAGGAUAAUUCCCGAUCAAAAUCACUGGGUUUUUGAUGAAUCUGUCAUUAUUAAAAGACGGGCAGCAUAAAUAGUAACCCUAAAUGACUCCAUAUGAAGGGGGUGUCUAAAUGUUCAGUGAUCCUGCUGUAGUGUAGUCUAUGUAAUGUUGUGCUGCAUUUUGUGCAGUUUAUUCUGUGAAUUUUGUCCAAAUUGUCAAAAUUCAUAUUUCACAUGAAGCUUCAAAUCAGCUGUGCUCAAAUGUGAUUCAGGACAAACGAACAUACAAUUUCUAGAAUUUAUAGUCAUUUAUCAUGCUGUAGGUCUUUUUAUUCCAUAACACCUCAGACCAACAGUCCGUCCGCGUGUUUAAUUUGCCCAAAAAAUGUAAAUUCUGUCUUCAUGUACUUGCCCUCAUGUCAUUUCAAAUCCAUUUUACUUGCUUUUUUUCUGUGUAACAGCCGAAUGUCAUUCUGCUCCUUUUGUGUUUCACAAAAGAAAGGAAGUCAUACAUGUUUGAAAUGACUUGACGGUGAGUUUUAUACUCACAUCUGACCCAUGGGAUGCAGUCAAUGCACACUAGAGAUUAUGUAUUUGCUGGAAUUGAAUGCAGAUUUAUUGUCUAAAUUCUGCCUGUAUUCUGUAUCAGGAAUGUCUCUGUAGUUUGUAGUCCAUUUUUUGCAAUUGCAUCUGAAGAUGAUGGUUUAGAGACGGCCAGGAUGAGGAAAAGUCUUCUCACAUCAGCUGGGUGGAUCGGUAAACCUCUAUAACGCAACAAUUACUCAACUGAUAUAGUCUAUAUACAAUUUUUUUCUUUUUUUUUUAGUGUGGUGUAAAUGUGAGAUGGCUACAUUGAUUCAUUUACACUUGUAAGAAUUUUGUCUGUUAAUAUUGUACUAAAAACCGGUUUAAAAUAUCUAAACGCUCCCGUUAAGUGCAUUUAGAAACGCUUUUUAUUUUGUUGUGGGUUGAAAGAGUCUUUGCUACUGAAUUCAUAUUGAAAUUCCUUGUAGUGAAGCAUCUGUACACACUCCCAAUGAUUCCAGGAUCUGCACUCCUGCCUUGAUGGGCACACAAUGUGACCAAUUGUAUUUUUCUAUUAUAACCACGCUUUGUUUUCACUUAUUACUCCCAAAUAUAUAUACGUAAAUUAUAUUUUCCUUUAUAUCCAAUUUUAUCUUUUAUUUCUUGUUUCUUAUGCCAAUGGAAAAACUAACUUGUAAUGUCAAGCUUGUGAUUCUCAAUAAGUUCACAGCGGUUCUUUUAAUGAAAAAGUGCUUUGCUCUGCAGUGAAAAGGCCUUAUUCUUUCUGUAUGUUUGAAUUGAGUGAAACGUUUAUGUGAAAAGACUGUAAGGGUUUCAGCUGUCUUGGUGUCCAUCUCGAACUCAAAACCGAGCUGUUCAAACUGCAAUAUCAUUUGAGCAAAACCAAAUCAAAACCAUGUGUUUUAAAGUUUUAUUAAAUGGACAAACUAUA